AUGGCUGCGAAUUUCCCGCAUGUCGACGUCCGUCGUGAUGGCUUCGGUGCCGGUGCGGCCUCGGGAGUCAUCGCCCUCUCCUUUCUCGACGCAAUAACAUACUCAUGCUCCAACGUCCGGCUAGUGAAUACUCAAGCUGACCAUCGUCACAGCGCUGAUAUGGGCCUCAUCGGCCUGGCCGUUAUGGGUCAAAACAUUAUCCUCAACGCCGCCGACCACGGUUUCACCGUUGCCGCCUUCAACCGUACCGUCUCCAAGGUCGACCGAUUCUUGGCCAACGAGGCCAAGGGCAAGUCCAUCGUGGGCGCUCACUCUCUGGAGGAGUUCGUUUCAAAACUUAAGAGCCCCAAGCGAGUCAUGCUUCUCGUCCAGGCCGGUAAGGCCGUCGAUGACUACAUUGACACCCUCAUCCCCCUCCUUGAGAAGGGUGACAUCAUCAUCGACGGUGGUAACUCUCACUUCCCCGACUCCAACCGCCGCACCAAGUACUGCGCUUCCAAGGGCAUCCGCUUCGUCGGCUCCGGUGUCUCUGGUGGUGAGGAGGGUGCCCGCUACGGUCCCUCCAUGAUGCCCGGUGGUAACGAGGAGGCCUGGCCCCACAUCAAGGACCUUUUCCAGAGCAUCUCCGCUAAGAGCGACAACGAGCCCUGCUGCGACUGGGUCGGUGAUGAGGGUGCCGGUCACUACGUCAAGAUGGUCCACAACGGUAUUGAGUACGGUGACAUGCAGCUUAUCUGCGAGGCCUACGAUAUCCUGAAGCGCGGUCUCGGCCUCUCCUGCAAGGAGAUUGGCGAUGUCUUCGCCAAGUGGAACAAGGGUGUCUUGGACUCUUUCCUGAUCGAGAUCACCCGUGACAUUCUGUACUACAACGAUGACGAUGGAACUCCCCUCGUCGAGAAGAUCCUCGACCAGGCUGGUCAGAAGGGUACCGGCAAGUGGACCGCUAUCAACGCCCUUGACCUCGGUAUGCCCGUCACCCUCAUCGCCGAGGCUGUCCUUGCCCGCUGCCUGUCCUCCAUCAAGGAGGAGCGUGUUAAGGCUUCCAGCAAGCUCCAGUACGUUGGCCGCACCAACAAGUUCGAGGGCAACAAGGAGCAGUUCAUCGACGACCUCGAGCAGGCUCUGUACGCCUCCAAGAUCGUCUCCUACGCUCAGGGUUUCCAAUUGAUGAACGAGGCCGCCAAGGAGUACGGCUGGAAGCUUAACAAGCCCUCCAUCGCCCUCAUGUGGCGUGGUGGCUGCAUUAUCCGCUCCGUCUUCCUCAAGGACAUCACCAACGCUUUCCGCAGCAACCCCGACCUCGAGAACCUUCUCUUCGACGACUUCUUCAACAAGGCCAUCCACACUGCUCAGCCCGGCUGGAGAGACGUCGUCGCCAAGGCCGCCCUCCUCGGUAUCCCGACCCCGGCCUUCUCCACCGCUCUGUCUUGGUUCGACGGUUACCGCACCAAGGAUCUCCCCGCCAACCUCCUCCAGGCUCAGCGCGACUACUUCGGUGCCCACACCUUCCUCGUCAAGCCCGAGUCAGCUAACGACAAGUACCCCGCUGGCCAGUACCACCACGUCAACUGGACCGGCCGCGGAGGUAACGUCUCUGCUUCUACAUACAACGCUUAA
Messenger RNA from Colletotrichum lupini, 1617 nucleotides. RefSeq names its product 6-phosphogluconate dehydrogenase. The coding region runs from base 1 to 1617 and encodes 538 amino acids. Gene Ontology annotation, cellular component: cytosol. Gene Ontology annotation, molecular function: NADP binding; phosphogluconate dehydrogenase (decarboxylating) activity. The record is from RefSeq and is a predicted model, not a curated record. Lineage: Eukaryota; Fungi; Ascomycota; Sordariomycetes; Glomerellales; Glomerellaceae. The transcript is spliced from 7 exons. Gene Ontology annotation, biological process: pentose-phosphate shunt; pentose-phosphate shunt, oxidative branch.